Messenger RNA from Myotis davidii, 887 nucleotides. It is a transcript of the gene CIDEC, whose product is annotated as cell death inducing DFFA like effector c. Bases 97 to 843 code for a protein of 248 amino acids. NCBI's taxonomy places the organism in Eukaryota, Metazoa, Chordata, Mammalia, Chiroptera, Vespertilionidae. The transcript is spliced from 6 exons. The record is from RefSeq and is a predicted model, not a curated record. Gene Ontology annotation, biological process: apoptotic process; regulation of apoptotic process.
ACUCUGCCCCCAGGGACAGGAAUUAACCAGCCCCGGAGUCUUUAGCUCCAACUUGGGAUCCCUGAUCAGUGUGAGCAGAGGCAGAGUCAGAGAAACAUGGAGUCCAAUGCAGUCCAGCUGACGAGGAUGGAAUACGCCAUGAAGUCCCUCAGCCUUCUCAACCCCAAGUCCCUCUCCAGGUAUGUGGCAGUGAGCACCUCGGUGGUCACCCAGCAGCUGCUGUCGGAGCCCAGCCCGGAGCCCCUCAGAGCCCGGCCCUGCAGAGUGAGCACCCAGGACCGGAGUGUGCGGAAAGGCAUCACGGCGCACAGCCUGGAGGACCUCCUCCACAAGGUCCGGGACACCCUGAUGCUGGCAGACAAGCCCUUCUUCCUGGUGCUGGAGGAAGACGGCACAGUGGUAGAGACAGAAGAGUAUUUCCAAACGCUGGCAGACGACACGGUGUUCAUGGCCCUCCAGAAGGGGCAGAAAUGGCAGCCCCCAUCAGACCAGGGCUCUAGGUACCAACUCUCCCUCUCCCAUAAGCCUGCCAAGAAGAUCGACGUGGCCCGAGUAACCUUUGACCUGUACAAGCUGAACCCACAGGACUUCAUAGGCUGCCUGAAUGUAAAGGCAACUCUCUAUGGCACAUACUCCCUUUCCUACAACCUUCAUUGCUAUGGGGCCAAGCGCGUCAUGAAGGAAGCUCUUCGCUGGGCCCUCUUCAGCAUGCAGGCCACAGGCCACAUGCUGCUCGGCACCUCCUGUUACAUGCAGCAGCUUCUGGAUGCCACAGAGGAGGGGCAGCCCCCUAAGGGCAAGGCCCCAUCCCUCAUCCCGACCUGUCUGAAGAUACUGCAAUGAAGGCCCAAGUCCUCGAAGGCCUUCUCCAGCCAAGGACUAGCCUG